AAUUAAUAAAAACCACACGUUUAAGUGAUUAAUUAUUUUAACAAUUUUUAGAUGUUUUAUUUGUAAAAAACAAUCCAUGACUUAAAGUAUAACAUAAAAACAAUGUGUUAAAUAUAUACAAUAGUGUAUAAAAGUAUGGAUACCAAAAAGCCCGAUGUGAAACAUAUCGCUGAUAUAGUGGGUGAAUGGGGUAAAUGGCAGUUCGUAUUCUGCACCUACUGUUUCCUGUUGUGGGGAUCCGCGGCCUUCAUUAACAUGGGAUAUGCAUUUCACGCUAAAAGUGUGGACUUCUGGUGCGCCGACACACCAACUAAUUUUACUUUACAACAUUUAAGCGAUUCCGCGAAAUGCCAUAAAUAUAAUAAUCCAAACGAAAGCUGCACUCAUUGGGAGUAUAAUAGGACUCAGUUUAGAAAAACAAUCAUUACUGAAUUUGAUUUAGUGUGCGAUCGAGCAAACUAUGCCUCAUUA
Molecule: messenger RNA, 471 nt
Organism: Medioppia subpectinata
Lineage: Eukaryota; Metazoa; Arthropoda; Arachnida; Sarcoptiformes; Oppiidae
Source: the annotation of a GenBank genome assembly